Molecule: messenger RNA, 2998 nt
Organism: Magallana angulata
Lineage: Eukaryota; Metazoa; Mollusca; Bivalvia; Ostreida; Ostreidae
Product: prostaglandin E2 receptor EP3 subtype-like
Exons: 5
Coding region: 671-2305 (544 amino acids)
Biological process (GO): adenylate cyclase-activating G protein-coupled receptor signaling pathway; inflammatory response; positive regulation of cytosolic calcium ion concentration
Cellular component (GO): plasma membrane
Molecular function (GO): G protein-coupled receptor activity
Source: RefSeq, a predicted model, not a curated record
CCUUAGAAGCGUGCCACUUGUGUCGAAUAUUUUCUUUCCUUCUUCACUUUACUUUUUCUUCCACUGCUUUUCCUCUCAAGCAGUUGUCAGCAGCGGAACGCUGCAAAGCAAACAUUAAUAUUGCUCACUUUGUGCGAGUCAAACAGUUAUUGAAUUUCCGGUGUUUUGUGCUUGUCGCCUUAGGUAGGCGAUCUAUGGAGGAAUGUAUUUGUGUAUCAAAGUCUGGGUUUUAUAACUAGACAGUGGAACUAGAAGUUAUUUUGGAAAGACGACAGAGAACGGGGUAAACCGAUACUAAGUUCAGGGAUCAUCUCAAUUACAAUGGAAAGGGAGGACUCAGGAUAAUGGACAAUUCGCCUGCGAUUCCCGUGGUAGCCCAUAAUUACCGAAGUGAUGCCAGAUGUUUUCCAGAAUGAUGUCAGUUGCAUUUUGAUGAGGUCAUCAUGGAACGUUGACUUCAGGGACCAAUCACUUCCUAAAACAAAUCGUUGCAAUAACAACCUAUAUGACAACAUGAACAUUACAGCCAUUAUGUGUCCACAUUAAGGGUAUACCGAAACAAGGCGACCAUCAACAAAUAAUCGCUCUGAAUACUUCGUGUGAAUCUACCAAGAGGGACAACGGUGCAUAGUGACGACACACUUUGUUAACUCUUGUGAACAUCUUUAUAAUGGGAUCUAUCAAAAUGGAAUCGGGGAUCUGCAACAAAACAGCUACAAACAACUCCUCUCAACAGACGGAGGCCUGGGGAGCCACCAUCGUGUCACCGGUUCUGAUGUUUCUCACGGGGACUCUGGGAAAUGCCCUGGCUUUGAUUGUUCUCCGAAAGGGGCGAUCUUCAAACAGCAUCUUUUAUACCUUGGUCGCCGGACUGGCCUGGACUGACCUCACCGGUAUCAUCAUGACGUCACCAGCGACCCUCGCUGCCUAUCUGAACGACAGAAAAUGGUUCGGAGGUGACGAAUUCUGCCGAUUUAAUGGAUUUGUGAUGGUUUGUUUUGGAUUAUCUACGCCUUUAAUCGUCGGUUGUAUGGCAAUUGAACGAUUCUUAGCCGUUCGAUGCACUUUUAGCCACUCAAAGCUUUUCAACAAAGGUCGAGCUAGAGUGAUGCUAAUUGCAAUCUGGUUAUUUGUGUUAAUCAUUGGAAUUUUGCCGCUGUUCGGAUUCGGAAAUUUUGUCGUGCAGUACCCGUGUACUUGGUGCUUCUUUGAUUUUCACAGUAACGAACCUUUGUUAAACGGUUAUGGAUAUCUUUACGCCUCGCUACACUUCGCUGUCCUGUCCGUAAUGAUCGUCUGCAACACUUACGUCAUGUUCACCUUACUUCACGUCAGGUACUUGAAGAAGAGAGCAGAAAGCGUGCAAGGAGAGCUCGAACAUCAAACAUCGACCGCACUAGGAUCGAAUAAGAAACGAAAGCAACGAAAUACAGAGUUACAAAUGUUUGUCCUGAUGUGUUUCUUAACAACAGCUUUUCUUGUGUGUUGGACCCCAUUUAUGGUACAUAUACUAAUAACGAUAACUAGUGGUGAGCCAGACUACCCCAUGGAUCUCACAACAGUGCGAAUGGCAAGCUUCAACCAGACUCUGGAUCCCUGGAUUUACAUCAUACUACGGAGAUCUCUAUUCAAACGACUAAAGAGAUUCUUACAGAGAUGUUUCUGCUGGGAACAAUCUCGACCGGAUGUGUACAAAAGGUACGCGCAUGACAAUCACUUACGAUGCUACAGAAAGCCUUGUUUUGCCGCUCCGCCAUAUCAAGUCGAGGGGCAGGUAACUCCUUCUGGACGGUGCGUUGUAAAGCUACAAAGAAGACCACGUAGCUUUAAUAAUGAAAUCAAACAGGUGCACUCGCUCCCUGACGUCAUGAAAGACACGUAUUCAAAACCGCCAAAUGACGUCGCAUGUAACAACAAACCAGACGUAACUGGAAAUCAAAAUUUCCUUGACCCCCAGUUUCGUUCAAGUGCAAAAAGGUCCAUUUCAACAAGAAAAGAGGCCUCAGAAAAGACACCUUUGAGAGAGGAGAGUUUGCUCUCAAACAAUGCGAGUUCCCAUGAAGACAGCGAUUCUUCGAUGUUGGAACUAAAUGUUUUUUGCUCAGAUGUUAAGUCGAGUUCCGAUGAUGAAGAUACUGCGGACGUUUUUGCCACAAAAUUUACAGAUCUUUCAAGUGAGAGUCCGGAUCCGGAAAUACUGAGGAAACCGCAGCGCCGUAAAUUGGCAUCGGACGUUGCGUAUUCACAGAUGCGUCAUGCAUGCCCCAACAGCACAGUGAAACACAGAUCACAUUCCUUUACUUAGACGGUCCCUCUGCGAAUUCGAAAUUAACAUUCAUCAAAAGGAAUAUUGAACGAUGUUACAAGAAGGAGCUUAAAUUUUGCGAAAAUCCGAAUAAUUUUGAAUAGACAUCCGGGAUACCAGUAUUACAACAUUCGCCCACAGGAGGAUUACGAUUGGUUCUAGGCCUGACCAUUCGUAUAUUUAAAAAAAAAAAAUUUAAACUCUGUAAAAAUCAGACUUAUUUUUUACUCGAGUUUUUAGGAAUUUUUACAUUCACCAAUUAAAAAAGCAUUACAGUAGUAAACAUUCUAAUUUUAAAAAAACCCAGAAGACUAAUUAUUGUAGCCAUGAGAAUGUUGUACUUUGCGGUGAACAGUUAUGCAAGCCGUAUGUGACGUCACUAAUCAUAUUUGAUCGUUCCGAAGAGACAUGCAUAAAGUGAUUAGUAUUCUGAUAUGGGUUAUGAAGCGCCAAAUCUAAUUAUCUCAGCAACUGGAGGAAUUCAGCAUGGAAUCAAAAGUCUGUUCACAUUUCAUUCCCCGGUUGGAUCUACAUGUAUGUUGAAAAUAUCGCGUUUAUUUGUUUUCUUACAAGAUAAAAGUUGGGGCUUAUACAAGUGCUUUAAUUUAUCAAAUUGUAUAUUUUUUGUAUAAUUAUCUAUAUACUUUGUUUUCAAGCAUAUCAGUGUCUUUUAAUAAUAAAAGAAAUUUUAUA